Molecule: messenger RNA, 1635 nt
Organism: Brassicogethes aeneus
Lineage: Eukaryota; Metazoa; Arthropoda; Insecta; Coleoptera; Nitidulidae
Source: the annotation of a GenBank genome assembly
UGCUUGGUGUUGUUAGUAUUAAAACAACAAAUAACAAGAAAAAAAAUGUGGACAUUCUUUAUUGCCUGCCUAAUACUAUUUAUUUUGUAUGUAAAGUGGAAACAUUCAUUUUGGAAAAAUAAAGGACUUUUAAGUCCUAAACCAGUAUUUUUUUUUGGAAACACCUCAAAACUUGUAAAGCAGAAGUUGACGUAUGGAGAACACGUACAAGUAAUCUAUAACUAUUUGAAGAAUAAAAACCAAAUACAUGGGGGUGAAUACUUUUUGUUAACGCCAAUUUAUAUACCUGUGGAUCCGAAGAUCAUAAAAAACAUAUUGCUUGGUGAUUUUACAAGUUUUAUGGAUAGAGGGCUUUACUAUCAUGAGGAUGAUCCUUUAUCAUGUAAUCUUUUUUUCCUCGAGGGUGUAAAAUCGAAAAAAUUGAGAGCCAAAAUGACUCCAACAUUUACAUCGGGAAAAAUGAAGAUGAUGUUUGAAACGCUACUAGAAUGUAGUAAGCAAUUGCAAAUGGAGUUAGAAAAAAAUUGCAACCAAGCAAUUGAGGUAAAAGAUGUUUUAGAGCGAUUCACUACUGAUAUUAUUGGUUCUGUAGCUUUUGGUAUUGAAUGCAAUAGCUUAAAGAACCCAAAUUGUGAGUUUAUUAACUACGGUUUAAAAUUUUUCACGAGAAGUGCAUGGGGAAAUAUUAUUGCAAUGUUUUCUUUUUGUAUCCCUGAGGUAUUAAGGUUUUUAAAAAUAAGAGCUAUUAAUAAAGAGACGUCUGAUUUUUACAUGAGAGUUGUAAAAGACACUGUGGAUUACCGAGAAGCUAAUAAUAUAAAAAGAAGAGAUUUCAUGCAUUUAUUAAUACAACUAAAAAAUACAGGAAAACUGGAGGAUGAGAAUCUCAAUACGGAAGAUAAAAUCAGUUUUGAAGAAUUGGCGGCUCAAGCCUUUAUAUUUUUCAUAGCAGGUUUUGAAACAUCAUCUGCUACAAUGACUUUUGCGUUAUAUGAAUUAGCAUUGAACCAAGAUAUUCAAAAUAGAGUACGAGAAGAAGUCAUUGAAGUAUUAAACAAAAACGAUAAAAAACUUACGUAUGAUGCCGUAAUGAAUUUAAGUUACAUGGACCAAGUUAUAAAUGAGACGAUAAGAUUGCAUCCACCUAUAACAACUCUGAACAGAAUUUGCACCAAAGACUACAAAGUUCCCGGCACAGAUUUUGUUUUAGAAAAAGGAACGAAAGUUAAUAUUCCAGUAAUGGGAUUACAUAUGGAUGAAGAGUAUUUUCCAGAUCCAACGAGGUUUGAUCCUGGCAGGUUUUCAGAGAAAAAUGUAAAAAAUAUUACACCUUUUACAUUUUUGCCUUUUGGUGAAGGACCUCGAAACUGCAUAGGUGAGCGAUUUGGUAAAAUGCAGACAAAAGUUGGAUUGGCUGGUAUAAUACAAAAUUAUAAACUAACCCUUAGUUCUAAGACUUCGAUUCCUUUAGUAAUGGACCCAAAACAUUUUGUUCCGACAACUAAAGGAGGAAUGUGGUUGGAAUUUAAAAAAAUUAAUGAUCUUUAACUUGUAUAAAUUAAUAUUUUUAUUAUUUAAUAUUAUACAACACAACACAAAAAUUUAACCUUUUUAUUGACCACACCACAAUUUGGA